This is a messenger RNA of Perca flavescens (yellow perch), 905 nucleotides long. RefSeq names its product protein disulfide-isomerase TMX3-like. Bases 36 to 641 code for a protein of 201 amino acids. The transcript has 10 exons. Gene Ontology annotation, cellular component: endoplasmic reticulum; cell surface. The record is from RefSeq and is a predicted model, not a curated record. NCBI's taxonomy places the organism in Eukaryota, Metazoa, Chordata, Actinopteri, Perciformes, Percidae.
AUAAUUAUUCAGGACCCAAAACCAAAGAUGGAAUCAUGGAGUUUGCUGAUCGAGUCUCAGGGCCGUUGGUUCGACAUCUGAGCAGCGUGCAGCUGUUCCAACAUGUGAUGAGUCGCCACGAUGUCAUGAUAGUUUACGUUGGAGCCACGUCACCGCUGAAGGGAAACUUCACGUCGGUAGCCGAGACGCUGAUCGUUCACACCUUCUUCUUCUCUGCUUCCAGAGACGUGCUGCCCAAGGAGGUGUCUCUGCCCUCUCUGCCGGCCGUGGUGAUCUUUAAAGAUGGAACCUACUUCACCUUCAACGAGGAACGUGAUGGCGAUCUGAAGUCGUGGAUCAACAGAGAGCGUUUCCCAAACUACAGCCAGAUCGACGGCUACACUCUGUACUCCAUGGGGGAGUCAGGUAAACUGGUGGUGUUGGCGGUGGGGGAGGAGAAGAGUCUGAGCGCGGACAGUCUCAGGUAUAAAAGUCUGGUGGAGAAAGUUUCUACGGACUACAAAGAAAUCUACAGCAGAAACUUUUACUUUGGUUUCAUUAAGGGCAGUGAAUACCUCGAUGGACUUGUGAUGGGGAUCAGGGAGGAAACAGUAUCGACCAGCGAGCCCAACGCAUCUUUUAUAACAUCAAAGUCACACUGAAGCCGGCCUUCAUUAAGUCCCCGGUGUACUGCUGCCUCCUCCUCAUCACUCCGUUCCUGGUGGUGGCCAUCCUGAUCUAUCUCUUCCGGAAGAAAGUUCCCGCCGGCGCCAACGCCGACAAUGACGAAGUCGUGCUGCUGGCUCCGUCGCUACGGCAACGCAAGAAAAUGACGGACAAGAAGUCCGAAUGAUGGAGAAGAACGGGAAGAUAACGUCUGUCUGUCUCUCUGUCUGUCUGCGUGUGUGUCUGUCUGUGUGUCUGUC